Messenger RNA from Sorghum bicolor (sorghum), 2140 nucleotides. RefSeq names its product rho GTPase-activating protein 5. NCBI's taxonomy places the organism in Eukaryota, Viridiplantae, Streptophyta, Magnoliopsida, Poales, Poaceae. Gene Ontology annotation, molecular function: GTPase activator activity. Gene Ontology annotation, biological process: signal transduction. The record is from RefSeq and is a predicted model, not a curated record. Bases 261 to 1766 code for a protein of 501 amino acids. The transcript is spliced from 5 exons.
AACACCACAGCAGCAAAGGGACCGCGGUAACAACGUGGGAUUAAUCAUUAAUCAACCACGCAGGUAAUCUGACGGGGGGUAAUAAAGCAGGGGGAUUAGUGCGGGGCCGUUUGAAGCCGGGUAUAAAAACUGCGAGGCUACCAAAGGCCACCUCGCGAAAAAACUACCUGGGCCGCCACCGCCACAGCCUCUGCUCGCUCCCGCCUCCCGACCCGAGCUGGGCGCGCAACGGAACUAGCCGUCGUCGCGGCGCGCGCGCCAUGGCGCCGUUCCAGAUGCGGUUCGGGCUACAGAUCUCUCCCGCGCGCUCCGACGAGGAGGAGGAAGAGGACGAGGAAGAGGAGGACGAAGAGCUCGAGGAGGAGGAGGAGUAUGACGAGAUGGAGAGCGAGGGGACGGCCUCGCCGCCGAUGAUGCUCCGGGCAGGGAGGGGAGGAGGAGGAGGAGGAGGAGGAGGGGGAGGGGGAGGGCUGGUGGGCGCCGUCGUGGGGGCGCUGCGGAGGUCGCUGGUGAUGUGCAGCGCCGGCGCCGUGGGUGUCGACGACGACGACGACGACGACGACGAGGACAGCGAGGGCGAGGGGAUCGAGAUUGGGCGGCCCACGGACGUGCGGCACGUCUCGCACGUCACCUUCGACCGUUUCGGCGGCUUCCUCGGCCUCCCCGCUGACCUCGAGCCAGACGUGCCCCGGCGCACGCCCAGUGCCAGGCAAAAUUCUACAUGCAGUGUAAGUGUAUUUGGCGUUUCACCCACCUCUCUGCAAUGUUCAUAUGAUCAAAGAGGAAACAGUGUGCCCACAAUAUUGCUAAUGAUGCAGAGGAAGUUAUAUGCGCAUGAAGGACUUAAGAUUGAAGGGAUAUUUAGGAUUAAUGCAGAAAAUAGCCAGGAAGUCUAUGUCAGGGACCAAUUAAACAGUGGAAUGGUACCAGAUGAAGUUGACUUGCACUGCCUUGCUGGGUUGAUAAAGGCAUGGUUUCGGGAGCUUCCUUCAGGUGUAUUGGAUGCACUAACACCAGAACAAGUAAUGCACUGCAACACGGAAGAGGAGUGCGCUCUCCUUGCUUCUAUGCUACCACCAGUUGAAGCAACACUACUUGAUUGGGCCAUUAAUCUGAUGGCUGAUGUUGUAGAGCAAGAAAACUACAACAAGAUGAAUGCCCGGAACAUCGCGAUGGUUUUUGCUCCCAAUAUGACUCAGAUGGCCGAUCCAUUAACUGCCCUGAUACAUGCAGUUCAGGUGAUGAAUUUCCUCAAGACUUUAAUCAUGAAGACUUUAAAGGAACGAAAGGAGAAAAAUGGAGCACUCCAAGCAUCACAAUCAUGCUCUGGUUCUCCAAAUGACCAAGAUGAACAUCAGAUGCCAGAGCAUUUGGAGAAACCUUUAGUUCUGUCAAGUCAAAAAGACUUUGAUUUUCCCAUGAUUGAUAGGGACACUCCUGUUCAAGUCCUUGGAGCUGAGAAAGCUCUCCAUCAUGACUCACAAAUCCAUUCUGAUGAGACAAAAAAGUUUGGAAUUGGUAUGGACCACAAGAAAAGCCAGAGUGACGUUUCUUCUCUUGGCAGUGAUUCGAACAAUCGAUUCAACAGUUCAGGAAGAGAAUUUGGUAGCAGAAAUGGCGAAGGCUUGUUUGACAGAUUUAGUUUUAGGAAAGGGGUUGAGAGGCUUUGCAGGCAUCCCGUGUUUCAGUUGAGUAGGUCCAUGAAGAAGUCUGCAGAUGUCGUGGUCUUCGAUGCCCCCAGAGAAGCAAGACAAGCUUGGGUAUGAUACAAUAAUGACAGUGUAUGUACUAUGUAGUUGGUAAUUCCAUUGUUUCCGCCUCUGUGUCUAGCUGAUAAGCCAUUCCCCUAGUCUGUAUGAGUAGCACCGGUUAGCCUGUUAGGUAUUACAAAAUCGAGGUCGUCUGGUUGUAUAUUAUCGCUGUUUGCUUCUGACGAAAGUGUCUGGAGAAGUAGCAUGUGGCUUCUACGGAACGAACGAAAGCCACAGUGAACUCAGGCUUCGUGGCUCUGUGCUGCAUACCUCAAACGUUAGUGAUCUCUUGAUGAUCUAUUAUAAUCUUGCUGAUAUUCUGUAACCUUAUCAGCCUGUACAACAACUAUCAGUAAAUUGUUGUAUAAAUGCGUCUCUUUUUUUGAGUA